This is a messenger RNA of Arctia plantaginis, 1302 nucleotides long. The record is from the annotation of a GenBank genome assembly. NCBI's taxonomy places the organism in Eukaryota, Metazoa, Arthropoda, Insecta, Lepidoptera, Erebidae.
AUGAAUCAAGAAGCAAAGAAAAUAACAAAUAACCUUUAUGGACGAGUCAACGCGCCAGUUGUCGAAAGAUGUCGCGUUAACUUUUGCACAGACUUGGAAAAGUCAGUUUUGAUGAGCAACUUUGAGCGGCGUGGGUGGAACCAAGUUGGGCCGGACGAUGAAUGGAACUUCUACUGGGCAUCUACGCAGACGUGCAGAAACUUAUUCAGUGUCGAAAGCGGAUAUCGAAUGAAUGACAACCAAAUGAUAAAUCACUUUCCAAACCAUUACGAGUUGUCCCGAAAAGACUUGUUAGUGAAAAAUAUAAAACGUUAUCGAAAGGAACUUGAAAGGGAGGGCAACCCGCUCGCUGAAAAGGCAGAGGUCGCAUUACAUGGAGGUCAAAUUGUGACGCGAUAUGUUCAUCUCGAUUUUGUACCAGUUACGUUCGUCCUUCCAGCUGACUACAACAUGUUUGUCGAAGAAUAUCGUAAAUCACCCCAAAGUACUUGGAUCAUGAAACCGUGUGGGAAAUCUCAAGGAACCGGCAUUUUCCUUAUAAACAAACUAUCUAAACUGAAGAAAUGGUCUCGUGAGGCAAAAACACCAUUCCAUCCGCAACUUACAAAGGAAAGUUACGUUAUUUCACGUUAUAUAGACAAUCCCUUACUAAUAGGGGGCAAAAAGUUUGAUCUGAGACUUUAUGUGUUAGUUACAUCUUUCCGACCUCUGAAAGCUUAUCUGUUUCAACUUGGUUUUUGUAGAUUUUGUACAGUAAAAUACGACACAAGUGUAACGGAGUUAGAUAAUAUGUACGUGCAUCUUACAAAUGUUAGUGUACAAAAGCAUGGAGGCGAUUAUAAUAAUAUUCACGGUGGUAAAAUGACUGUGCAGAAUUUAAAAUUAUAUUUAGAAGGUACUAAAGGUAGGGCGGUGACAGAUAAAUUGUUUGCGGCUAUGCAGUGGCUUAUAGUACAUUCUUUAAAAGCCGUUUCUUCUGUGAUGGCUAAUGAUAGACAUUGUUUUGAGUGCUAUGGCUAUGACAUUAUAAUUGAUAAUCAGUUGAAGCCUUGGUUGGUAGAAGUCAAUGCCUCUCCUUCUUUAACGUCUACCACGGUCAAUGACAGAAUAUUGAAAUAUAAGCUAAUAGACAACAUUAUAUCUGUAGUCCUUCCUCCUGAUGGCGUGCCAGAUGUGCGCUGGAAUAAAUUGCCUAAUACCGAAGCUUUAGGUAAUUUUGAUUUGCUUAUUGAUGAAGAACUAUUAGAAAAAGACGAGCCAUCUGGGUCUCAUAGCCGUGGUGCCAAAAGUAAAUAUAAAUGA